AUGGGAAAAGGCAAGCGUGGCCCUGGUGAUGAGGAGGAAGGAGUGUUGUUGGCCACAGCCGCCAAGCUUGUGACGGCAGUCCGUGCCUGCUUGGGGAAGUUUUCUUCCUCGAAGCCACCAGAGCCUGCCACAGAGGUCGUCGAGCUGCUUCAGGACAUGAAGAUUACGCCGCGCUUGGUCAUGCAAUUCCACAAGAUCUUCAAGCGGCUGAAGCAGUAUGACUCCAUCACGCUUCGGGUGGGGCCCAACGAGGUGAGCACCGCAAGUAUGACCAGGCUGGUGAAGAACCACAGGAAGUGGGUGGCGAAGAUUAUGAUUUUGCUCCUGGACUUGGCAGGCUUCAAGGAUACGGUGACUUGGGAUGGUUUCCUGUAUGUCACCAUGCAGUUUUGCGCAUUGUCCAAGCUGGAGCUAUGCCAAGUGAUGUUCUAUGUGGUGUGCAAGGAGAUGAAGAGCUGGACAGUACACUACCUCACCAGUAGUCAACUGGAGGAGUUCUAUGAUGAUUACUACACUUGUCCAGUGGCUGCCUUCAACACGAACACCAUUGACUUUGCGAAGCUGCCCUUAGCCAAGUAUCGAAUGCAGGACUUUAUUGAGCUAUGUUAUAGAUUCAGCCAGCUGGUGAAUCCCUGCAUGCACCUCCAGAGGUCUUUGCAGCAGUCGCUACCUUCACUCAGGUUUUGGUCGGACUACGACACUGUGAAGGUGUACAACCGCAAGAUCUCCAUCGACUUCUUCCGCUUCAAGAAGGUGACCAACAUCCUGGAGCUGAUGCAGCGUCAUGCUGGCAGAAGUUUGGGGCCAAUACAGCAGCAUCGAUUUACGAUGAAUGAGCAGUUCAUGAUCGUCGAGAACUCCAGUCCAGGCUUCAAGGAUGACAUUGAAAAGUUCAGAGCCUAUGUGCUGAAGGCCAUGGAUCUUUGCAGACCUGCCGAGUGUGGCAUUUUGCCUUUGCCCACGCUGGGGGUGCGUCCGCCCGAAAAGCAAAAGCUGAUCCGAGAAAUGCGCUUGCCUAAGUGGAUGCAUGAGCAUUUGGAGCAAAACGAGGCACCCGGACCUCAUGGCGGACAAGCUCUGGGCCAUGCUGCAUUUUUGGAAGCCAGCAAACGGGAGAAGGUCCCGUCGAUGCUUUCGGCUGCCCAGAUGCCCAAGUCUGUGGAAGAAGCGGAGGAGUUGAUCCGCUCCACCUUCGGGGAAAUGGCUCAGCAAAGCAAGGUGAAGCAGAUCGCUGCCAACUUGUUCCAUCACGCCGCAAAGCCUCCCAGCGAAGACAGCCGAGUCAAAUCAGUAGUUCGAAGUCAAGAGCUCGAGUUCAUUCGGAUGAGCCGGCAAGACCUGGAGCCCCCAAACCUGGUACGUUCGAUGUACAGACUUUUUCAGGAAGAAUUGAUUAACAGAACUCCAAAGGAGCCAACAGCUUGA
Durusdinium trenchii is the source of this 1425-nucleotide messenger RNA. Lineage: Eukaryota; Dinophyceae; Suessiales; Symbiodiniaceae. The record is from the annotation of a GenBank genome assembly.